Messenger RNA from Syngnathus acus (greater pipefish), 1864 nucleotides. RefSeq names its product galactose-1-phosphate uridylyltransferase (gene galt). The coding region runs from base 37 to 1179 and encodes 380 amino acids. The transcript is spliced from 11 exons. The record is from RefSeq and is a predicted model, not a curated record. Gene Ontology annotation, biological process: beta-D-galactose catabolic process via UDP-galactose, Leloir pathway. NCBI's taxonomy places the organism in Eukaryota, Metazoa, Chordata, Actinopteri, Syngnathiformes, Syngnathidae. Gene Ontology annotation, molecular function: zinc ion binding; UDP-glucose:hexose-1-phosphate uridylyltransferase activity. Gene Ontology annotation, cellular component: cytoplasm.
CCUGUUUAUACAGGAAGUAGCCGACGAAGCAUUUCCAUGCACAAUCAGCUGUUACAAACGGAAUACUUCUCACCAACUUUAAACAAAGUUGUCGUUGUUGACAUGAGUGGCCCCGAAACCCAAUUUAAUCCAAAAGAGCACCAGCACCUGCGUUAUAAUCCAUUGAGGGACAAUUGGGUCCUGGUCUCAACCCACCGCAUAAAAAGACCCUGGACCGGACAAGUGGAAAAACCUCCAGAGGAAUGUAUAGCGAGAUAUGAUCCGUGCAAUCCUCUAUGUCCUGGGAACACACGUGCUAAUGGAGAGAAGAAUCCAGACUACAAGAGCACUUUCGUUUUUGAAAACGACUUUCCUGCCAUUCAGCCAGAUGCUCCAGAUCCUCCUUCAGAUCAGCAUCCAUUGUUCCGCUCUAAAGCUGCCAGGGGCGUGUGCAAGGUCAUGUGUUUCCAUCCCUGGUCUGAUGUCACCCUCCCUCUCAUGAAAAAAGAAGAGGUUGUCACUGUCAUUAACAAGUGGGCAGAGAUCAUGGAAGAACUGGGUGCCACCUAUCCAUGGGUUCAGAUUUUUGAAAAUAAAGGAGCUGCGAUGGGUUGUUCCAAUCCACAUCCCCACUGUCAGGUGUGGGCCAGCAGCUUCAUUCCGAAUGAGCCAGCUCUGUCCGAUCGUUGUCAGAAAGCGUUUUAUGACAAGUACCAGGAGCCAAUGCUGUUGCAAUAUGCCAAGGAAGAAGUUGAAAAAAAGGAACGUGUGGUGGUGAUGAACGCUCAUUGGCUGGCAGCGGUUCCUUACUGGGCCACGUGGCCCUAUCAGUUACUGCUGUUACCACGACGACACGUCCUCAGAAUCAAUCAGUUGACCGCAGAGGAACGAGAGAGUCUGGCUGACAUUAUGAAGCAACUGCUGACCAAAUACGACAAUCUAUUUAAUGUGUCCUUUCCCUACUCCAUGGGUUGGCAUGGAGCCCCUACUGGCCCCUACUUAAAGGAAGACAGUUCACAUUGGCAGCUUCACGCUCACUACUACCCUCCUCUGCUCCGCUCAGCCACGGUCAAGAAGUUCAUGGUCGGCUACGAGAUGCUCGCAACCGAGCAACGGGACCUCACUCCUGAACAGGCUGCAGAGAAGUUACGGAAUCUACCAGACGAGCACUAUAAAAGCAGGGCUGUAGAAGAAAAAUGAGAAUUAAAGUGAAAAUAUCAAUUUAGCACAAUCUAAAAAUGACAAUAAUCAAUACUAUCAUAAUUGUAUGUGCUUGAAAAAAAUGAUUGGGUCAGUUUUUAGCGUUACAUCAAGGUAUUAUCAUUUGUGUCAACGUAUCAGUGUCAUCUUUAAUAUAUCAGAAUAUGUUUCUGACGUAUGGAUUGAGUUGAAAUUGGCAACAUUUGGGUAAAACAAAUGGCCUGAGUCAUUAUUUGAUAAGUAAAAAAUAAAAAUAAAAAAUGCACUGUAUAUAUUUUAAUAUAAAUAUAGAAUUGGGUAACACAAAGCCUCAAAAUGUUGGGGAAAUGUUUUUGCUAUCAGCCCAUCUGUUUUUGAGAUUAUAUAAAACCAGAUGGAUUUUCGCUGUAUUUGGUGCAUAGAUGAUUCAUUUUUUAUUUGCAUUGAGAAUGAAUAAUAUUCAGUUGUAUGUACAGACUUGCCGCAACACCGUUAUCAUAUUUUCACAACUGUUUUUUUUAAUUAAGCUAGCUAAAUUGUGAUCCAGUCGAGCAAGUAUUGCAUUCUUUGCCUCAUCCAUCCACUUAAGAUAAAAGCAAAGUGAAACCGACUUGUUUCUUUGCCUUGCGUCACUUUAUCUGACCUGCCCUCCCCCUUGUUGCCCCAAAGUAAAUAAACACAGAUGAAGAGGGUCUCUUGCCUCAAA